AUGGCAUUAAACAGUAAUAUAAAUAUCCAAGAUAGUAAUAAUAAUGAUAAUAAUAUUAAUAAUAAUAAUGAAUAUAAUGAUUGUAAUGUAGCAUAUUUCACCAAUUCUUCAAACCAAAAAAAUUAUGCAGGAGGUAGUGGUAAUUUUGGAGGAGCGGCUGAUGAAGGGGGCGAAUCUGAAUUUUCACCAUCUGCAAUUAUAAUUAAUAGUAGCAACAGAGAUAAUAACAUUAAUGGUGCUGACGGCGAAUAUUCCCCAAUAAUUAUAAUUAACGAGAGAGAUGGUGGUAAUAUUGAUAACGAUAAUGAAGAACAACAACCAAUAAUAUUACAUAUAAAAAGUGAAAAUAAAAAUAAAAAUAAAAAUGUAUCAUCAACUACUAAUACUACUACUACUACCAUUGGUGGUGAAAUUUAUAAUGAAAUCGAUAUUUAUAAUGAAAAUUCAACCACAACCACAACAAAAUCAAAAAAAAAAAAAAUAACCACAUUCCAAAGUGGUAAUUAUUUUGUAAAAUUAAUUUCAAUUUUUAAAACACUUUUUAAAAAUAAAAGAAGAAUAUUAGUGGGUUUUCUAGCAAUAAAUAUUGGUUUCCCAUUAUAUUUAGCAUAUAAUACACCAAGUUCAAUGGUUAAAAUAUUUGAUGAGCAUUAUGAUAUGAAUGCAUCACAGUAUAGUAGAUUGUAUUCAGUUUAUGCAAUACCAAAUAUAGUAUUAGUAUUUUUAGGAGGAAUAUUAGUAGAUUUAAUUGGGGUUAAUAAAUGUUCAAUUAUAUGUUCAACUUUAUUAACAAUAUCAGUUGUAUUAUGUGCAAUAUCAUCUACACCAGCAAAUUAUGAAUUACUAUUAUUUAGUAGAAUUUUAUUAGGAGUUGGUGGUGAAACUAUGAUUGUUUGUAUAGCAAGUUAUAUAACUCAAUUUUUUGAAACUUCAAAUCAAAGUUUAUUAUUUGGUCUUGAAGGUAUGUGGCUUCAAAUUGGAUCAUUAUUAGCAUUCUCUGUAUUACCAACACUUUACGAAUCAACAAGUUUGGCUUUUUCACUUUGGUCAAUUGCAAUUCUAGCUAUGUUUUGUACAUUUUUAAAUAUAAUUUUUAUAAUUUUUCAAGAAAGACUUAAAUUUAAUAAAAAUGAAAAUGAAAAUGAAAAUGAAAAUGAAAAUGAAAAUGAAAAUGAAAAUGAAAAUGAAAAUAUUGAAUUAAUAACUACAAAUGGUGCAGAUUUACCAAAUUCAGAAAUAAAUACAACAAAAGUUGAAAAAAAAGAAAAAGAAGAGGAAGAGAAUGGUGAUAAAUCAAAAUUAAUAAUAUUAAAAAAUAAAAUUAAACAAGCAAUAUUAUUAGUGAAAACAAUGCCAUCAAGAGUUUGGUUACUUUGUUUAGUUUCAUUUUUUGGAUAUUCAGGAUUCUUUGGAAUGGAUAUAAUUUUCACAGAUAUGGCAAUUGAAAAGUAUGGUUACUCUGAUAGGGGUGCAGCGAUUAUUAUGGCAUUUGAAACUUUAUGUACAGGUAUUUCAAGUCCGUUAUUUGGUUACUUUGUUAGAAAAUUAGAGAGAAAUAUAUUAUCGAUGGGUAUUGGAUUGAUGAUGAUGUUGCUUGGUAUGCUAUUAAUCGUUUCAACUUCAAAUAAUGUUAAUCCAAUUGCAUUUGUUGUUAUGUGUGGUAUGGGUUACAUUUUUAUGACAAAUGCAAUAUAUUCCUCAAUUCCAUUAUUAGUCGAUUCAAAUAGUCAAGGUACUGCAUUUGGAUUAAUUGGAACUUCCUAUAAUAUUGGUAUUGUAAUUUUCCCUUAUAUCUUAUCCUCAAUUCGUUUAUCAAGUGGUUCAUAUACAAUCUCAUUUUGGUUAUUAGUAUUAAGUACUUUUAUUGCUUUAAUUGGUUUAUUAUUUUUAAAAUAUUUUGAUUCAAAAAAUAAUAUAAAUAUUUCAAAUCGUUUAGAUAGAGGUCAUUAUAAUUUUAAUAAAAUUUUAAAAAUAAAUAAAUAA
Molecule: messenger RNA, 1983 nt
Organism: Dictyostelium discoideum AX4
Lineage: Eukaryota; Evosea; Eumycetozoa; Dictyosteliales; Dictyosteliaceae
Exons: 2
Coding region: 1-1983 (660 amino acids)
Biological process (GO): transmembrane transport
Cellular component (GO): membrane
Molecular function (GO): transmembrane transporter activity
Source: RefSeq, a predicted model, not a curated record